This is a messenger RNA of Ipomoea triloba (trilobed morning glory), 1872 nucleotides long. Its product is annotated as replication protein A 70 kDa DNA-binding subunit B-like. The transcript is spliced from 11 exons. The record is from RefSeq and is a predicted model, not a curated record. The coding region runs from base 150 to 1775 and encodes 541 amino acids. Lineage: Eukaryota; Viridiplantae; Streptophyta; Magnoliopsida; Solanales; Convolvulaceae.
GUUGUUCAAAAUUUCAAUAGCAUGCUGCCACCAAACCUUGAAGUCGUGAAGAUUAUUGCUACUAUACUUGGAUUUGUGAUACAGAUCUUCUCAAUUGCUACAACAGUAUCGCUCAUUCAUAAUAUGGCACCUCCUAAGAGAGCUUCUUGAUGACUGGCACGAAUUCAAGAAUAGUUAAAAGUUUAGUGAUCUAUCGAGGCAUCUUCCUACCAUUUUCAGCCCCCACUCAGUGCAGGAAAAACCUUCUUUUCAACGUACCUGUAAACAGCGGCAUGGCUUGCAUCCAUUCUGAUAGUAUGGACGAUCUUGUGUUGAUACCAGCUGUUACUGUCGAUUUACAUGCAUGGAAAUGCAAAGUAACAGUUGUUCAUAAACACAGUGUAAGAGAAUCGAGAUCUUCACCAGGCAAAAAAUACAAACCAAUUAUAUUUCAAGAUUCUGAAGGCAACAAAGUACAGGCAAUGUUAUAUGACAAUGAGAUAGACGUACUUGAUGAAAGGUUGAAGUUACACUGCACAUACACUAUCUCAAAUGCAUCAGUAAAACCAGCUAGGGAAUUCAUCAAUUUGCCAGACCCAAAUUAUAGAAAUUUGUGGAACAUUACAAGGAGAACUAUGAUUGAAGAUGUUGUUGCUGGAGAUGAGAUAAACAUCAACGAACCGGUUCAGCCACACAUAACCCCAUUCUCAGAUUUUUACGCAUGUUUGUCAUCUCGACAACUGAUAAAUGUGCUAGCUAUUGUUAUUUGCAAACUACCACGUCAAUACAUUACGACAAGGAAUGGUCAACAAAAUAUUAAUGAGUUUGUGAUCAUCAAUGAAGAAUCAAAACCUGUUAUCAUCACUCUAUGGGGCAACUUUGUCAUGACUGAAGGAAUUCAAAUUGAUUUACAACUUAGUCAAGGCAAAUUUCCGAUUGUUAUUGCUCAGGGAGUUCAUGUAAAUGCAUUCCAAGGUAUUACACUGAGUACGAGAUAUGAUACCACUAUCGAAGUAAAUCCACCCGGACAACAUGCAACGGUUCUUAAUAAAUGGAAAGACAACAACUUAAGCGUUAUCUACAAAACAAUUGUAGACAAAACUUAUCUUGACUCUUUUCUCACACUCUCAAACGCAUUGCAACAACCAAAGUGCACCUUUGCUGAAAUUGACAAUGAAUUAAAGCAGAAACCUAUUGCAUGGGUUAGAGGGAAGCUUAGAAUGAAGAAUGUUGGUCCGCUUGAGUAUUAUAUUGGUUGCAACUAUUGCAACAAGAUAGUGAAUUCCAUCGAAGGAUUAAAACUCCAUUGCUUAUACUGUGGCCAAACUGAUGGUCUCACUGUCAGGAGGUAUAAGUUAAAUGUUGAAAUAUCGGAUGGUUCUACAAUUGUGCAAGCUAUUCUCUUUAAUCAUGAUGUGCACCGGCUAAUGUUGUUAGUUGGAAUUGAAAUGCCAACAACUGUUGAGGACAGUGAAAUAUUCCAACAAAAGUUAGAUGCUAUUGAUUUUGUUGUUGGUCUAAGGAUAAAUGCUCUAAAUGAAGAUCAUCCAUCGACAUUGACUUAUUCAGUAGCAUGUAUUUGUAAGGACAUAACAAGAGACACUGGUGAACAACAAGCAACACCACAUGCACGUUCAUCCAACAUUGUGGAAGAAACUUUUACGGUGGGCAAUCCAACAAAGAGAAGGUUAGACUUCGAUGAAUCAUCAAAACAUGCUACUGACAUUCUAGAAGAUGCUACAAGUAAAGAGAAAUCAGUAAGUCUUGAUAAAGGUAAAAGGGCAAAAGUCGAUUAAACAAGUUAGACGAUAAACUUUUUUUAACGCAUAUGUACAUUAUUUAUGGCUUGUAUUUUGUUAUCCCUCUUAAAUCUAUUUAAAAUUGUGGUUGUAU